Messenger RNA from Helicoverpa zea (corn earworm), 1244 nucleotides. Its product is annotated as putative nuclease HARBI1. The transcript has 5 exons. The record is from RefSeq and is a predicted model, not a curated record. Lineage: Eukaryota; Metazoa; Arthropoda; Insecta; Lepidoptera; Noctuidae. The coding region runs from base 118 to 1206 and encodes 362 amino acids.
GGUUGGGUCGUGAAAUAAAAAUAAUGUUUGUUUACAUAUGUUCAAAGUAAAAAUAUAAGUGAAUAUAUUGAAAGUAUUACGACAUAAACUGUUGAAAUUUAAACUCGGCAUUUAUUCAUGCUAAAUAUGAAUACACUUCUGAAAUUAAAAAUGUUGCGGGGAAGUGCGUAUAAGGAGAGGAUAGCUCGCCGACAUUUAACCGACUUCUCUGACUGUAUAAACUUACCUGACUCUUAUCUGUUGAAGAACUGUGGUGUGAACAGAGAAGUCUUUCAUCAUAUUCUAAGAUUACUGGAACCUGUUGUUCCAAAAACUCAAAGAUCUAAUGGUAUACCCUUCUCUUUGAAGGUACUUGUUACACUCUCAUUCUUAUCAAGUGGUUCCCACCAGAAGUCUGUGGGCAAAGACUUCAGUAUCAACAUAUCACAGAAAUCUGUGAGCCGGGUCAUAAAGAUUGUGGUUGAGGGACUUAAUAUGGUGCUCAAUAAUUGUAUCAUAUUCCCCAGCACUGUGAUGCAGAGGGACCAGAUCAAAGAAGGAUUUUACAGAAAAUAUCAUUUUCCAGAAACAAUUGGAUGCCUUGAUGGCACUUAUGUUGAGAUAGUUUGUCCAAGAGAUGAUGAAGAGGCAUUCUAUGACAGGAAAGGGCAAUACUCUAUACAUGCACAAAUUAUUUGUGAUGCAGAUUGUAAAAUUAUAGCAGUCUGCUGUAGAUUCGGUGGAUCAGCCAGCUGUGCAUAUAUUUGGAAUAAAAUGAAUAUCAGACCUUUUAUUGAAAGUGUUAGCAGACAAGGGGAAAUGAGUUGGAUCAUUGCUGACAACAAGUAUCCACAGAGAGCUUGGUUGAUGACACCUAUACUGCAUGCUCCUCAAGGCACACCAGAUUCUCAGUACAAUCACUUUCAGGGCAGAACUAGAACUUGUAUAGAAAGGUGUAUAUCUAAGCUGAAGGGCAGGUGGCAGUGCCUUCACAAAAGGCCACUGCACUACACACCACAGCAAGCAGCUAAGAUAAUAAAUGCUUGUGCUGUGUUGCAUAAUCUGUGCGUAAGAGCUGGACUGCCAGACCCACAGCCCUACAUAGACCCUGAUCCAAUGCCAGUGAUAAAUGAAGUGACAGAAAUGCCUGAUGACAAUGUGAAUGAUCUGUACAUAGGCUUAGAAGUAAGGAGACAACUUGCAGAACGAAUUUACUACAGUAUUUGAGCAUAUAUUAUAUUGUUAAUUUUAUAAUCCCUACAGUA